Molecule: messenger RNA, 351 nt
Organism: Spirodela intermedia
Lineage: Eukaryota; Viridiplantae; Streptophyta; Magnoliopsida; Alismatales; Araceae
Source: the annotation of a GenBank genome assembly
AUGAGGCAGCGGGGGCAGCCGACAAGCACCAUGGACGUCGCCUCAGGGCUCCGGCUCGAGCACCUCCCCUGCUCCGUCUCCGACGACACGCACGAGCUCGGCGGCGACGAGGAAGAGGACGAUGAGGAAGAAGAAGAGGAAGACGAGGAGUGGUUGGGGGAGGUGAUGUGGGCGCGGUUGUGGCCGACGGCGGCGCCACCACCGCCGCCGACGCUCCCCACGGUGGCGCCGGAGGAGCCCCCCCGCCGGAUCGACAGGUUCAGCCGCAGGUCCACCCUCGCGCUCUUCCCGUUGCGGCUCAUCUCGCCGUCUCCCUCCUCCUCCUCAGUGGAGAAGACCUGCACCAGGUGA